Messenger RNA from Aphanomyces astaci, 2483 nucleotides. RefSeq lists its product as hypothetical. The record is from RefSeq and is a predicted model, not a curated record. Gene Ontology annotation, cellular component: cytoplasm. Lineage: Eukaryota; Oomycota; Saprolegniomycetes; Saprolegniales; Verrucalvaceae. Gene Ontology annotation, molecular function: ATP hydrolysis activity; ATP binding. Bases 1 to 1956 code for a protein of 651 amino acids. The transcript is spliced from 7 exons.
AUGGAGAUACUUCUCGUAGUCCCUCGCGUAGCGCUGCCGCAUCGACAUGACGGACAUGAAGACUUCCGCACGAUGAUAUACAUGGAGGACGAUCAUCUGCUUAGUGAUCUGCACGAAGGAUCCAUUGCAUCCAUUCAUGGGGGUCUCAUGGACGUUAGUGAGCCUCUUGUGUAUGGGCAGGUGUUGUCAUUGCAGCACUUGCCGCGCAGCAUGCAGGACAUUGUCGCCACGUUCGCUGUUGCCACCGAGCGGCGACCUGUUGCACUAGGAUCAUUCGGCCUAGCUGUAUCCUUGCAACUCUCCCACAUAUCGUCCACCAUGGCUCGAUUAUCGGUCGACCAAAGAGACAAUGCAGCGUUUAACUGCUACGUCGUGGCGCUCAGAGCCUCCGUGGUCACCAUUCCCAUCGCAACAAGCGUCACCCUUCACAUUCCAUCUCUUCAAGACGCUCCAGCCGCGUCCAAGAUCACUCGCGCCAUGGAACGCAUUGGACCGCAGCUACUGAGCGGGUCAUUGGCCUGGCAUGGCCGCGUCCUUCCCAUCACGUGGCGCCACACGCUCGAACUUGCUCACGUGUGCAUCGACGACGACGCAUCGCGUCCUCGCGUGUCCAUCAUCGACGCGACCACCGCCAUCGCCAUCACAAUCACAUCGCCUCGAGUUCACUUGUCUGCUGCCCAACACCCCCGUCCAACUCCCUCCUUUCUCAUCGAUUCCAUCUUCACCCACGUGAGCACCCACAUGGCAGGCUACAUCACGGACCUCCAUCGCAUCGUGUCCACCAUCGUCCACUCGCUAUACCCGCCAGCCGCGAUGCCCCUGACCUUGCCGGUGGGUAUGGUACUCAGCGGUGCGCCUGGUGUCGGCAAGUCGCAUCUCGUUCGUCUGUUGCACGCGUCGUUCCGUGCGUUCCCAUCACGGCUGCACUGCGUGACCGUGUCUGCCCCAGACCUGUUCCACACCCAAGUGGGGCGUUCGGAGGCGCAUCUCGCGGGCGUGUUUUCCGCGCUGAAGGCGUCGACGGUUCCGACGCUCGUGUGCAUUGAAGACUUGGAUGCGAUCGCGUCCAUGUCCAGCACGGUCGCACUGGACCAGUCGCUGCUUGGGGUGUUGGUAGCUUGUUUGGACCAGGCCUCAAAGCAGCCUUCCUCCCGCGUCUUUGUAAUUGGCACGACGAACCGCCUGGACGCAAUCGAUGCGUCCGUACGCCGCCGGCUCUUGCACCACGUCGCAUUGCGUCCCCCCAGCGAAGCCGACCGCGUCUCCAUGCUUGAGCUGAUGUGCCGGCAAUGCAGGCCGCCAUUGCCGUCUCCGGGCAUGUUGGCGGACGUGGCCGGUCGAACGAGCGGGUUCGUGGGCGCCGACUUGCUUCACCUCGUGCGCGAAGCCACUUUGCACUCGAUCCACGUGGCCAAGCACCCGGGGGUUUUGCAUGACAUGGCAGCGUGGGAGCACGCCCUGUCGCUCGUCCGCCCGUCCAGCGUCGUGCAGCACCUUCCCCAAACGUCAUCUCAUCUGUUGGCGCCCCUGGUCGGGUUGGACGAUGUGUGGGCGGCGCUGGACGUGGCGCUGCUGCAGCCGUUGCGCGACUCAUCGGCCUUUCGACGCAUGGGUAUGUUGCCCCCCAAGGGAAUUCUCAUCACGGGUCCGUCGGGGGUGGGCAAAUCGCAUCUGUUGGCCGUGCUUGGCGCCAAGGCCCAGCAGCGUGCCACGUGUCUAUCGGUCAAAUGCACAGACCUGGUGACCAAGGUCGUGGGCGGGACGGAAGCGGCAUUGGCGGCGCUAUUUGCGACGGCGCGAGCCGCGGCGCCUUGUGUGUUGCUCUUCGAUCAGAUCGAGAGCCUCGCGCCUGUCCGAGGCUUUGAUUCUACCACCGAGCAAACGUUCGACCGGGUGCUGAGCACGUUGCUGACUGAAAUGGAUGGCUUCGGCACCAACGGCAAGUGUAGUGUGUGACGUCGCUCGAUCUGAGACAAUGUCACAACUUUGUGGUAGACAUGCGACAGUGCACAACCCACGACGAGUUUGUCCAGCAGCAUGUCGUGGUGGUAGCGACGACGACGGCAUCGAUGCUGUUGGAUCCGUCCAUUUUGCGGCCAGGACGGUUCGACGUGGAGAUUACGUUGGGGCUGCCCACCGAGUCGGCUAGGCGGGCGGCGCUGACAAAUUUGGUGGCGGGGACCCCCGUCUCCACAGAUCACCAGUCGACGGAGGCGCUCGUGGCGGCGCUGACGGACCGAAGUGAAGGCGCGACCAUUGGCCAGCUCCAUGCAAUCUUCCAGGAAGCCGCCAUGUUGUCGUUGAGGGAAUCGAUUGAUGUGACGGAGAUUCGCGCCGCAGCGUUGGAACGAGCAUGCUGUCAAGUGAUGGGGGAAACCAAAUGUGUGGACGUCCACCAUGGCGACAACGAAGAAGAUGAGGAGUUAGAGGAUAAACUCAACGCAAUGUCGUUGGAAUAACUCGAAUAGAGCUAUAUGAACGUU